Molecule: messenger RNA, 1120 nt
Organism: Coccinella septempunctata (seven-spotted ladybird)
Lineage: Eukaryota; Metazoa; Arthropoda; Insecta; Coleoptera; Coccinellidae
Product: testis-expressed protein 9
Exons: 6
Coding region: 73-945 (290 amino acids)
Source: RefSeq, a predicted model, not a curated record
AGGUCCGUAAACUUAUUAUUUACGAUAGACAGUUGCUCAGUGAAUCUGUCAAAGAUACAAUCGAGAAUAAAAAUGGAAUGGGAUAUUUUGAAGAAAGAACAAGAAUACCUACGGGAAAAUGAAAUUAUCGAAUCAAAAACGAAGGCUUUGUUAAGAAAGGUCGAUGACGCUAUGAAAAUGCAAGAAAAUCUGUUAAAGGAUUCCAGUGUGAAAUUAGAUAUCUGUAACAGCACCGUACCCCAACAAGCGAAAAAAGUAGAGGAUCAGAAUAUUUCGAAAAUUGCCUUGAACGAUCCGACCGUACCAAAUGAGGAAAUCCUUAACGACAUGGGCCAGAAAGGUACGCAUCAUUUUUAUAGGGCUAAAAUAAAAGCUUUGAAGGAGGAAAAUGAGAAGAUGCAAGCUGAUAUGAAAAUGAUGAACUCUGAGAGUAAGCAGCUUCAAAAGGACCUCAAUCAGUGUUCUGAGGAUAAAGAUAAAUGGUUUCUUCAAUAUAAUUUGGGAAAAUCUCAAAUCAGUAAGCUAGAAAACCAGCUCUCCCAGUUGAAUAUGAAACUUCAGUCUAAAGAUGCAGAAAACAUUGCAAUGAAAAAAGAAAUAGAUAUUUUGAAAAGAGAAAUCAAGGUCACGACACAGUCUACUAAUACCAACGAACUGAAGUUGAACAAAGCUUUAGAGGAAAAUGAGAAGAACAAAGCGUUGUUGAAAACGUUAAAAAAGUCAGAGAAGGAUUUGAGAGAAGGCCAUAAGAAACAAGUUCAAGAGUUGACGUCUAUGAUACAACAAAUAGAAAAGCAAAAGAACGAAUUGAUUCAUGGUUUCAAAAAACAAUUACAAUUAAUAGACAAUUUGAAAAAGCAAAAGACCCAUCUAGAAACAUUCAAUCUUGUUCAAAUAGCGGAGGCGGAAUUUAUGAAAAUAUUGGACUGGAGGACUGAGAACUGAACAAAUUUCUUAUGAAAUCCGUAAUAAUUUAGGAGUAUUAAAUAAAUGUACAAUUUCAAAUUCGAUGUUGUGAUUUCAAUUAUACCUAUGUGCCUAUCUCUUUAGGAACUUAUUGUUGUUAGACGGGCGUAUCUAACAGAAAUAUCAUCGUAGAUCUAAAUAGGACAUCCAUCUA